Messenger RNA from Sorex araneus (European shrew), 8802 nucleotides. It is a transcript of the gene VLDLR, whose product is annotated as very low density lipoprotein receptor. Gene Ontology annotation, molecular function: calcium ion binding; protein binding. The transcript is spliced from 19 exons. The record is from RefSeq and is a predicted model, not a curated record. Lineage: Eukaryota; Metazoa; Chordata; Mammalia; Eulipotyphla; Soricidae. The coding region runs from base 70 to 2697 and encodes 875 amino acids.
CCUUCCUCCUUUGCAAGGGCUGGUAACUUGUUGUGCGGAGCGAGCGGCGGCACCAUCCAGGCGGGCACCAUGGGCACGUCCGCGCGCUGGGCGCUCUGGCUGCUGCUCGCGCUGUGCUGGGCGUCCGGGGAGAGCGGCACCAACGGAGCGGGGAAAAAAGGCAAAUGUGAUUCCUCCCAAUUCCAGUGCACAAAUGGCCGCUGUAUUACAAUGUUGUGGAAAUGUGACGGGGAUGAAGACUGUGCUGAUGGCAGUGAUGAAAAGAAUUGUGAAAAGAAGACAUGUGCUGAGUCUGACUUUGUGUGCAACAAUGGCCAGUGUGUUCCCAGCCGAUGGCAAUGUGACGGCGACCCAGACUGUGAGGAUGGUUCUGAUGAAAGCCCUGAACAGUGCCAUAUGAGAACAUGCCGCCUAAAUGAAAUCAGCUGUGGCACCAGUUCUACUCAGUGUAUCCCAGUGUCCUGGAGAUGUGAUGGUGAAAAUGAUUGUGACAGUGGAGAAGAUGAAGAAAACUGUGGUAAUAUAACAUGCAGUGCGGAUGAGUUCACAUGCUCCAGUGGCCGCUGCAUCUCCAGGAACUUUGUAUGCAAUGGCCAAGAUGACUGUAGUGAUGGUAGUGAUGAGCUUGACUGUGCCCCACCCACCUGUGGAGCCCAUGAAUUCCAGUGCAGCACCUCCACCACCUUCUGCAUCCCCCUCAGCUGGGUGUGUGAUAAUGAUGUCGACUGCUCAGACCUGUCAGACGAGACCCUGGAAGAGUGUGGCCGCCAGCUAGUGAUGCACACCAAGUGCCCAACCAGUGAGAUCCAGUGUGGCUCUGGCGAGUGCAUCCACAAGAAGUGGCGAUGUGAUGGUGAUCCUGACUGCAAGGAUGGCAGCGACGAGGUCAACUGUCCUUCUCGAACCUGCCGACCUGACCAGUUUGAGUGUGAGGAUGGUAGCUGCAUCCAUGGCAGCCGGCAGUGUAAUGGCAUCCGAGAUUGUGUGGAUGGAUCCGAUGAAGUCAACUGCAAAAAUGUUAAUCAGUGCCUAGGCCCUGGAAAAUUCAAGUGCAGAAGUGGAGAAUGUAUUGAUAGCAGCAAAGUAUGUAACCAGGAGCAGGACUGCAGGGACUGGAGUGACGAGCCCCUGAAAGAAUGUCAUGUAAAUGAAUGCUUGGUUAAUAAUGGUGGAUGUUCCCACAUCUGUAAAGACCUAGUUAUAGGUUAUGAAUGUGAUUGUGCAGCUGGGUUUGAACUGAUCGACAGAAAAACCUGUGGAGAUAUUGAUGAAUGCCAAAAUCCAGGAAUCUGCAGUCAAAUUUGCAUCAACUUAAAAGGCGGUUACAAAUGUGAAUGUAGUCGUGGCUAUCAAAUGGAUCUUGCCACUGGUGUGUGCAAGGCAGUAGGCAAAGAGCCAAGUCUGAUCUUUACCAACCGAAGGGACAUCAGGAAGAUUGGCUUAGAGAGGAAAGAAUAUAUCCAACUAGUUGAACAGCUGAGAAACACUGUGGCCCUGGAUGCAGACAUUGCUGCUCAGAAAUUGUUCUGGGCUGAUCUGAGCCAAAAGGCCAUCUUCAGUGCCUCAAUUGAUGACAAGGUUGGUAGACAUGUUAAAAUGAUCGACAAUGUCUAUAAUCCUGCAGCCAUUGCUGUUGAUUGGGUGUACAAGACCAUCUACUGGACUGAUGCGGCUUCUAAGACUAUUUCAGUAGCUACCCUAGAUGGAACCAAGAGGAAACGCCUGUUUAACUCUGACUUGCGAGAGCCUGCCUCCAUAGCUGUGGACCCAUUGUCUGGCUUUGUUUACUGGUCAGAUUGGGGAGAACCAGCCAAAAUAGAAAAAGCAGGAAUGAAUGGAUUUGAUAGACGGUCAUUGGUGACAGUGGAUAUCCAAUGGCCCAAUGGAAUUACACUUGACUUAAUAAAGAGUCGUCUCUACUGGCUUGAUUCCAAGUUGCACAUGUUAUCCAGUGUGGACUUGAACGGCCAAGAUCGCAGGAUAGUCCUAAAGUCUCUGGAGUUUCUCGCUCAUCCUCUCGCACUAACAAUAUUUGAGGACCGUGUCUUCUGGAUAGAUGGGGAAAAUGAAGCUGUCUAUAGUGCCAAUAAAUUCACUGGAACAGAACUGGCCACACUAGUCAACAACCUUAACGAUGCCCAAGACAUUAUUGUCUACCAUGAGCUUGUACAGCCAUCAGGCAAAAAUUGGUGUCAAGAAGACAUGGAGAAUGGAGGAUGUGAAUACUUAUGCCUGCCAGCACCACAAAUUAAUGAUCACUCUCCUAAAUAUACCUGUUCCUGUCCCAAUGGAUACAAUCUAGAAGAAAAUGGCCAGGGUUGUCAAAGUACUGCAACUACUGUGACUUACAGUGAAACAAAAGAUACCAACACAACAGAAAUUUCACCAACUAGUGGACUAGUUCCUGGAGAGAUCAAUGUGACCACAGCAGUAUCAGAGGUCAGUGUCCCCCCGAAAGGGACUUCUGCUGCCUGGGCCAUCCUUCCCCUCUUGCUUUUAGCAAUGGCAGCAGUGGGAGGCUACCUGAUGUGGCGGAAUUGGCAACAUAAAAAUAUGAAAAGCAUGAACUUUGACAAUCCUGUCUACUUGAAGACCACAGAAGAAGACCUAUCAAUAGACAUUGGUAGACACAGUGCUUCUGUUGGACACACUUACCCAGCAAUAUCAGUUGUAAGCACAGAUGAUGAUCUAGCUUGACUUCUGAAACAAGUCUUGACCUUUGAGGUCUAAAACCAAUAUCCCACUUCGGAAUGGUAACCAAGCCAGCAGCUGAAGUCUCUUGCUUCAUCCAGCCCAGAAGAACGUCAAGAUAUCUGUGUGGAUCAAGCUUGACCAUUAUAUAUACACACAUGUGUAUGUGUGUAUAUAUAUAUAAUACUUUUGUAAAUAUCCCGUCCAUAUUCUACUUCAGCUUUGGAUGUGGUUACCAAAUAUCUGUAAACCUUGAAUAUCUAGACAGUAUUGCCACCUCUGGCCAAAUAUGCACUUUCCCUAGAAAGCCAUAUUCCAGCAAUGAAACUUGUUCUAUAAUGUAUACCACCUGUACAUACACUGUAUAGGCCAUCUGUAAAUAUCCCAGAGAACAAUCACUAUUCUUAAGCACUUUGGAAAUAUUUCUAUGUAAAUUAUUGUAAACUUUUUCAAUGGUUGGGACAAUGGCAAUAGGAUAAAACGGGUUACUAAGAUGAAAUUGCCAAAAAAAAAUUUCUUAACUAAUUUUGUACGUAUGAAUGAAAUCUUUGACCUCAGUGGAGGUUUACAAAGACUGAGUGUUCAAACUAUUGUACAUUUUUUUCAAGUGCUAAAAAAAAUUAAACCAAGCAGCUUAACCAUGGUUUGUGCCUAUUCCUCCAGGAUAAACUCCUAUAAAAUAGUUUAGCAGUGUUGUGUUCUAACUUAAUAUGUGAGCUGUAGGUCUUGAUGUUGUAUAACCAACGCUAUAAUUUGGCUUAUUUCUCUAACAGUCAAGUACUAAUAUAUUGAAUUAUUUUCUCCCCAGCUAUUUUUCAUAAAAGAACCCAGUUUAGCAUACCUUAAAUACCUCUGACUUAAAUCCUUUUUCAUUAAUAUCCUAAGAUUUCUAUCAAUUGUUCUUUAUACUCAUCUGUUUUCUAUACUGUGUCAUUUCACAUGAACAAGUGCCUUCUAAGGCAUGCAAAAGAAAUUUCUUGUUUUAAAUGUCAAGAUAGUCUAUUAUCAGGAGGUCUAGGGCUAGGGAAGGAUAACAGCUAGCAUCAAUCCUGAACAAUCUACUAAAUCCUUGGGUUCUCUGUGUGGUCUGAAGACCACAGCAUCAACAUCACCUAAAAACUAAUUAGAACUGCAAAUUCUCAGGUCUGUUUUCCACACCUGCUAAAUCAAAUUCUAGGGGUGGUAUCCCAGAGUAUGUAUUUUUACAGUGCUUCAGGGGAUUCUGAUAUAAAUUAAAGUUUAAAAACCAUCAUUCUAAUAUGACUUCAUGAGGAAUGCACGCUAGCUCCUAAUUCUUCAGUCUAGCUGACAGAGAAAGUUCUGUAGACAAUAACAGUAGUGUUUAGUGUGAACAGUAUAUAAGAAGUGUGGAUAGAAGGAAAAGCAGUGCAGGAUAGUUAUGAGAGUGUUUAGUGUAAAAAAGUAUAUAUGAAGUGUGGAUAGGAGAAAAAGCAGUGCAGGACUGUUUUCCAUCAGAUUGGCAUAACUUGUUUUCUCUAAAGUCUCAGGAUAGCAAGGAAAGAUACAGGACCUAGGAGGAGGAUCUUAAGUGCACAGUGAGGAGUGGAGUUCACUGAAGAAAAUGAGAUUCUACCAGGGAUUAACUGACCAUUUCAGUAGCAAAAGAAUGAAGAGAAGGAACCAAAGAGACAGCACAGGAUGCUUGCCUUGUAAUGUAGCCAACCAGGGUUUGAUCCCCAACAUCUCAUAAGGUUCCCUGAGCACCACCAUGAGUAAUUCUUGAGUGCUGAGCCAGGAGUAACCCCUGAGCCUCACUAGGUGGGUGACCCCAAAACAAAGACAAGAGAAGAUGUUUUGAGUAGUUAAAUGGGCCCAUGAGUGACUCAUAUUCCGCUUGCAUAUGGUUUAUGAGUCAGCUGACAUCAUGCGGAAGCAGGGAAACCAAUAAUCAUAAAGACAUUGCUUCUAUCAUCUUGGUUUUGUUCAAAUAGAAGAAAGUGAGUAGAUAGGUGUGGACCUUUUUCUUUUUUAUGGUAGGUGUGAAGGUCAAGCAGAAGCAAAAAGGCUUAGUCAUGGAAGUAAGGAGCUCUGCUUUCCACCUGUUGCUUACUCUACAAAUAGUUACCACACUAAACAAGAUGUAGCCUGCUGACAUGGGGUGGUUGGAGUAGAUAUUUGAUAUGUAGGUUGGUACUCACCAAACCUGGAAGGAUAUUUGACUGGUAUUUUGGAAUGCUACAAGAUUUCCUCCUAGGAAGCUCAAAGGUAUCAAUGUUUCCUCCAUUACAAGAAUUACACACUAUUACUUACAAGGUUCAAAGCCACAAUUAUAGAGAACAAAAUAAAGUAUUAGUCUCUGUCCUCUUUUAGAUUCCAUUCCCUGAUACUUUCUGAUUUAAGUUUAAGUCCAAUUUUUGUAGUGUACAAAGCAUUUCAUUCUUUUGCUUUUCUCUAAGCAGUCAUGACAGAAACUCAAAUCUGGUACAAACUCACUUGAAGCAAUAAACUAAAUAUAGCUAUUUAAAUUAAAAGUCAAUUCAGCAUGUAAUAUAUAGUUCAUACAGGAUUUGAGUGUUGGAUUUAGUAUCCAAAUGGGAAUUGUAAGAAUAUGUAAAACACUGUUUCUGUUUCUAUAGUAUAAUGUACAAGAUGAGAACUAAAACAUAAAAUAUAAAGCUUAUCAAAUAAUAAAGGAUUAUAUUUGAAGUAAAAUGUGUUUAUCACAGAAUGUGACUAAAUGUCAGUCCUCUGAGACAUUGGGCACUGCUACAAAUAACUGAUAAAUUAAAAAAAUUGUGGACUCUGGUAAAGGCAUCCAGCCCAAGUCUUUGAAUCUAAAUUUUUAAGUAAGUUUUUCAGACUAGUAAGCAAGAAUUAGUCCCAUCUGUCUGCUAGCUCCCUUAAAAACAUCCUUAGAGCUACUUUACAACCUUGGUACUAUUUAUAAUCCAUGGCUAUCUAAUCUUUUGGGGGUUUGCAUGUUUGUUUUGUGAUCACACCCUGCAGUGUUCAGGGUUUAUUCCUGGUUCUGUACCCAGGAAUUACUUCUGGCUGUGCUCGGGAACUUAAUGGGAUGCUGGGGAUAGAACCGCGUUGGCCAUGUGCAAGGCAAACAUCCUACCUGCUAUACUACCCUUUGCUCCAGCCCCAGAGGUUUUUUAUUCUUGAUGAACCCACAACCUAAAUAAGCAAAAAAAAAAAAACACACACAAUUGAGGUUCCAACUUUUACAUUUGCUUCUAUGCUUUAUAUCUGUUAAUCUCCUAGCCACUCUUAAAGAUGAAAGGUAUUAUUAUUCCCUUGGACUCCCUUAUACUUAAGUUAUUCUCAAUUAUAGGAGUAGAAGUUUUAUUUAGCAACUGUAAAGACUAUUUUGAAGGAGAUUUUUUUUAAAAAAAUGAAGUAGGAAUAUAUGGUAUUUAAAGAACUUACUUCAAUUUAAAACAUGUAGAAAUGAGGCAGAGGGUGUGACUCAGCUGUAGAACACUAUUUUGCAUGUGUUUGGCCCUGAAUUUGAUCCCCAUCACCACCCAAGAACAAUAACAGAGCAUUUAGAAGUGAAAGACCUAAUAGAAGUAUAUAUUUUAUCUAACCAUAUCCCUAACUAAAAGAUUCUGGCAGAAUGUCCUCCUGUGUCAUAUCACUGAACUGCACAGUUCCUUAGGAUAUUUCCUGGUGAUUCAGGUUAUUAUUUUAAACACAAGUGGAAGGUAGAACUUUGUUUUAAUGAUUUUUUUGCUAUGAUAACUUAGGUCUAAGAGUAAAGAACACAAUUUGCAUAUUGUGAUCACUGAGUUUGAACUCCUCAGUUUCCUGAUCCUCUUUCCUGAGAAAAAUGAUUCAUUGUGUGGUUACGUUUUAAUGAUAUUAUAGAUCUAAGUCAUGGGAGAUCAGAAAUACAAAAAAAGCAGAAAAUUCCAGUACACUUUUUCAAAUACAGUAGAGAUGAAUUUGAACAAUGGCAUUUUAUAAACUUAUUUCUUUCAUAUCAAGCGUAGAAGUUUUCCAGCUCCAACAGCUUCAUGUGACUGGAAAUUAAUCACUUUGUAGGGACUCAUUCUUGUCUACCCUCACUAAAAAAGCGCAGAGUGAGUUAGCAGCUGGGUAUGAGGCUAAAUCUGAGGAUGAAUAUGGUACCAAGAAACAGAAUUAAGUUUUGUCUCAUGUUUUGAACAUGUCUCUUGCGUCAGUUCCAUGUUUUUGAGACUGACCUGAAAAUAGGAAAGUGAGCCUUCUGCCCAAUUUCUGCUCAUGAAAUUCUCCUUCCCUCCUUUAGGCCCUGGGCAGACAGGCCAAAUAUAGGGUAUUGGCACUGUUUGUGACCUGUGGCAACUCAAAAAAAAAAAAAAAAGCUUUCUCCUUUAUUGUGUGCAAGGGAAAACUCAGAUGGGCAGCACGGUGAUUCUCAGCUGACCUCUCUAUGUCUGUCUAGUGUGUAGUUUCCUUGGGAAGUUAAAAAUUCCCUCAGCAAAUGAGAUGACAAGAUAUUCUGGCUGGGACAUGGGAAGGAUUAAGUGAAGGCACACUCAAGUUGCUUAGCUCAAUCUGGUAUUCAAUAGGUACAGAGCAAAAAUCACAGCUUGCCAUGGCCCUGGAUGAUCAACCUUUGUCUGCAUUUUGUGUGACAAUCUAGACAUGAGAAGUGACUUUACAGUGACAGCUACAGGUAAUUUGACUCAGUGUUGAAUGUAAUGUGCAUUAGACUUCUACCCAUUUACCACUACGUCUGUCUGAUGAGAUCUAACUCUGAAACUCAGAUCCCUUUUCUAUGUGUUUUAAAAAAAAAAAGGGCUUAGAGGAUAACUUCUCUGUUGUUCGAAUCACAACCUGCAACGUGUAUCCUCUCUUGCUCUUUUAUCCUCCUUAACGUAUUCUGAAUAAAACAAUUUUACUUGUUUUUUUUUUUUAAAAAAAAAGGUCUUAAAGGAUUACACGAUUAAAACCCAGAAGCAAAGCAGGAGUUUUCUUCUUCCUUUUUACUGACUUGCCUACAAUAUCAAAACAAGUAUUUGCAAACUUGGCAGCUAAAAAACUUUGAAUUGGGGCUGGAGAGAUAGCACAGCGGGUAGGGCAUUUGCCUUGCACGCGGCCGACCCGGGUUCAAAUCCCAGCAUCCCAUAUGGUCCCCUGAGCACAGCCAGGGGUAAUUCCUGAGUGCAGAGCCAGGAGUGACCCUGUGCAUCGCCAAGUGUGACCCAAAAAAAAAAAAACUUUGAAUCUCCCUUAAAUUUUUUUCUACAUGUUUAACAAUGUGCUAAAUAAAUGCAGAUAUAUAUUUUAUUUGAUCUGUAAAAUAAUCUAAAUAGAAAAGUUAUACCUGCUGUAUGAAAACAGUGGAAAUAGCCUGUGAGUUUUCUAAUGGUGUUUGUUCACAUCCCCUCUCAAAAGGAGGCAGGUCUGUGUCAAGGUUGCAACCUCUACCACUGAGCUGGGAAAGCUCUAGCAGUUUCUCAGGUGUCUCAGAUGUGAAGAAAGGCUGGCUGUGUGCCGGAAGCGUAAUGCUAGCAGGGCUAGCAAAACUACAUCAUGUUAGCACAGAAUAAUUUUGUGACUUAUGUGUCAUGGCUUCAAUAAGUUAGAAGCUCCAGAAUCAUUUUCCUUGAUUAUUUGUGUAAAACAGAAAUAGAUAACUAGAUUGUGAAGUAAAUAAAGAUUCUGUUUAUAGACAUGUAGCAUCAUUUCUGUAUAUAGGAAUAUUGGGAGAAACUAGUGUUACCCAAUGAAUCUUACAUUUUAAGACUCUUCAAAGGUGGUCCGUGCCCAGGAAUCCAGGAAGAAUGGUGACAUGUCAUCUGAGUAAUGCUGCUGUAACACAGGACUGGAUCUUAGGCAUUUGGGAAUCUACCCUUCAAAGCCGGCUAUUUCUCAAUGCAAAUACAUACAUGAAGAGGAAUGAAUCUUCAAGCAAAAUAACUGGUUUAACAAACAAAAACUCUUGCUCCUUUAAAAAAAAUCACUUGAAACCAAAAUGUGAUUUAAGAGCAUGAAAUGCCUUAGGAGUCCAGAGCAUACAACCAAGUGAUCACACGUAGGAUUUUCAGCAUUCUGAAGGCAAGUUGGAAUCAUCCAGUUCUGCUAACCUGUAGAUACACAUUUUCUCUUAUGAGUGAACUGUACAUUUAAAUAAAAGUUUAUUUUUGAGAUCACUGU